AUGAUACCAAAGACCGUCUCUGCGCACCUCGAAGUUGACGACGCUGAAACGUAUAUAUAUCUGUCUACGCUUUUGGGUAUCGAUGACGAUCUUGCGGAUAAGUACCAGGAGCAACUCACGGAAGAUCCCGAAUUGGACAGACACCAUUUACGUAGACGUUUUGAAGGCAGCACCCAGGAGAUACUAAGACCCGGGGUGGUACGUUUAUCGUUCCCGUACUUCAUGGACGACAAGGCAGUGGACUUUAUAGUCCGUGCAGUGUGUGCCGUGGCUGAUUUUGGACAUACGCUUUUGCCGGACUAUACGUUUAAUCCGGAGGACGCGAUCUGGACCCAUGUCAAUUACGUCACGAAACUGUCCAAGAAUCGCACAUGGCUCGGCAAUAUUUCAUAUGCGAAGGGUGUCUUUGAUGUCAAAGCGGCUUCUAAGUUUACGUCGAGAAAUAGAAAGGUAGUGACGGAUAAGGACGGCAACGUCAUAAAUAUCAAGAGCAACGACGACACGGAUACCGGCGUGUUCGAUUUAGAUGCCGUGUAUGAGGAAGGCCUUGCGCUGCUUCAGCAGGGUUCCACAGUUAAGGGACUCCAACGCUCUAGUGGGGCGACCAUCAGCCAAGACGCGUCGUGGCUCAGGUGGUAUAGCAACCCCGAAGAGGGCAAGGCCUCGGCCCCCACCGGACCGGUUUGUCCAUUCACUCCCAAAGUGUACGAUGAAGUUAGUAGUACAGCCAGCUCUGCACAAGAGCCUAUAUUGUACAAAUCCUGUAGAGAAACAUAUGCCGCGCCUCACAGAGAUAGUCAGGCCGAUGGGGGUGGGGUGGCUGGGUCAAUAGACCAGGACUCGGCUGCACCGGAUGAGGGUGCGGAGGGUGUGCGCGAGGCGAUUGGGGGUGCGGAGGGUGUGCGCGAGGCGAGUGGGGGUGCGGGCAGGAUGCAGGAUAGCACUGAGACGGUCAAAGAACCACAGACACAGACACAACUACUCGACUUCACCAUUGAGCCGUUUGAAACGCCCGUGUGUCUGCUGCCACGCAAGCCGAAGAGUGCAGAGACUGCUGAUGGAGACGGAGCUGGGGAUGGGGAUGAGGGAGAAGUGUUAGAUACCGAACUGUUAGAGGAGGGCAAUUUUACGCUGGAUUUAUUCGAUGACGAGGAUGCGAUGAAUGCGCUCAAGACGACCAAGGCGGCGAUUGAGUUCAAGGAGCCGCCCACGAAACUGUUCAGAACAUUCCAACACACCAUCAUGGACAUGGACAUGAUCAAAGACGGCGAUAGCAUCCUGCUGUGUAUAUCGGGGGGUAAGGAUUCACUGUCCAUGUUGCAUCUCAUGCGGCAAUACCAAAUAGAGGCCGCUAAACGACUGCGUAUUAACUUCACCUUUGGCUGUGCCACGGUGGAUCCACAGACGGAAGCGUUUGACCCGUCUCCGUUGAUAGACUACAUGAAGGCCCUUGACGUGCCAUAUUUCUUCAUGAGUGUCUAUGCUAACCAAAUCACGAUUGCUGUUGUGUCGCAGGACUUAAUUGCGCAAGCGGCCAAUAUCGACCCGACAUCGCUCUGUUCGUACUGCGCGCGAAUGAAGAGAGGCAUGCUGUACACAUGCGCUCGCAAAAAUGGUUACAAUGUACUCGCGUUUGGCCAACAUUUGGAUGAUCUGGCAGAGAGUUUUAUGAUGUCGGUGCUGUUCAAUGGCAUGUGCCGUACAAUGAAGGCCAACUACACCGUGACCGCGGGUGAUCUACGGAUGAUCAGGCCUAUGGUUAACAUCCGUGAAAGAGACCUGAGAGAAUUCGCGGACACCUCAGGCUUGCCCAUCAUCAACGAGAACUGCCCCGCGUGCUUCUCCGAGCCCACGGAACGAAUGCGCAUGAAACAGGUGCUAGGUUCUCUUGAGUUGCUGCAUCCACACAUGUUCCACAGCAUAGCUAAGGCCAUCCGACCACUCGUAGCGAUUGACCGUACCGGUUUGGAAACGGGACAAUCCGCACAGGCAGCCGCAUUGGGUGUCGCGACGAUGACCGGUGAUGAUGUUAAUUCCGACGUUGACGAUUAGUCACUAGAGCUAAUCGAAUAAGCAGUGGCCACGAAUGAACUGCAC
This is a messenger RNA of Sphaeroforma arctica JP610, 2097 nucleotides long. RefSeq lists its product as hypothetical. Bases 1 to 2052 code for a protein of 683 amino acids. The record is from RefSeq and is a predicted model, not a curated record. The transcript has 10 exons. NCBI's taxonomy places the organism in Eukaryota, Ichthyosporea, Ichthyophonida.